AUGCCAACAGAUUGCUAUUACCAUGGCUACGUGGAAGGCAUCCUGGACUCCAUGGUGACCCUGAAUACCUGCUCUGGGCUCAGAGGACUGCUUCAGAUUGGAAACUCAAGCUACAGCAUUGAGCCCCUGGCAGCUUCCACCACUGCUGAGCAUCUUCUGUCACAGAGGGAGGAGGUGGUUUCUGAAACAGUGAUGUACAAAAUGCCCAAGGAAGGUGGACAAUUUCCAGCUCCUAGUAAAGCAACGAGGCAGGUCCAGGCCCAGAGAGACACACAGUAUUUAGAGCUCCUUGUUGUGGUGGACAAGGAAGGUUUUGAUGCCUUUGGCAAAAGUAUCACUAAUGUGACUCUGGAAGUUAUUGAAAUAAUCAAUCUGGUGGAUGGCCUGUUCUAUUCCUUCCACCUUCGUGUUUUGAUAAGCGCAGUAGAGGUUUGGGUGGAGAAGAACCCAAUCAGUGUUACUGAAAACAUUACUGAGGUUCUUCAUAAUUUUAAUCUUUGGCGGACGCAGCAAAGCUCCGCCUACGAUGCGCACGACGUGGGGUGUCUGUUUGCCUCCAUGGGCUUUGGUGGUGAUAGGAGAGCGCUGCCUAUGUGGGGCAAAGCCAACUUUGCCAGUGCUUGUGAUCAAGAACGUGCCUCUGCUGUUGUGUCAUUUGCAAAACGGCCUUACAUGGACACUGCUCUCCAUGUUGCACGAGCGCUGGGACAUGUCCUUGGCAUGAGGCAGAAUGACAGAUACUGCAGAUGUGGAAACACCUCUAAAUGCAUCAUGAGCCCAGAUGGCACAGAGAGCUAUCAAUUCAGCAACUGCAGCAAAAAGCACUAUUUGGACUUUAUAGCAUCAGGGCAAGGAUUCUGCCUGAAUAACCCCCCAGAAAUGGUAAGGAUACUUGAACUGGGGUUCUGUGGGAAUGGUGUCCUGGAGGAGGGGGAGGAGUGUGACUGUGGCUCAGAAAUACAAUGUAAACUGGACCGUUGUUGUGACGAUACCUGUCAUAAAAAAGCAGGAGCCAUUUGCUCUUUUGGAGGCUGCUGUAAGAACUGCAAACCUCUUCCAGAAGGGUCAACGUGCAGGGAGACUUCUGGGCUAUGUGACCUGCCCGAGUAUUGCAAUGGUACAUCUGAGCUCUGCCCAGCAGACAUGGCCAAGCAGGAUGGGACUCCGUGUGCUGAGGAUGGCUACUGUUACGCAGGCAAAUGCCGAUCUCGCACAUUACAGUGCAGGUUUAUCUUUGGCAAGGAAGCAAAGUCUGCUCCUCCAUCAUGUUCCCUGGAGGUGAACACAAAAGGGGAUCGGUUUGGCCACUGCUGGGGAGAUGGAGAACGUGUCAUGUUUAAGAAGUGUAAGGGAAAAAAUGCCAUGUGUGGGAGGCUGCAAUGUACAAACGUUAGACACGUACCUAAACUGCAUGAACUCAUAAGCUACAUUCAAACCCCGGUGGGAGAUACCUGGUGUUGGGGCAUCGAGCGCCACUUUGACAGCGAGAGCUGGGAUCCUGGAGUCAUCGAAGACGGCACGCGGUGUGGUGAGCACAUGAUAUGCUUAAAUCGGACAUGUGUUGCCAUGGAGGAGCACUUGCCGUCCCACUGUUCUCCUGAGAAAACCUGCAGAGGAAGAGGUGUCUGCAACACUGCAGGGAACUGCCACUGUGAGAACGGCUGGGCACCUCCCUUCUGCAACACCUUUGGCUUUGGAGGAAGCAUUGACAGUGGGCCUGCACCGGUCACUAAAAUGGGGCUUUUCUGGAUCAUUGUUGGAAUUACCAUAGUAACUAUUUCUGUUUUGGUGCUGGUAUCAAUGUUCCUUGAGAGUCUGAGAAAUCUCACAGUAACUCAAGCAUUAAGAAGAUACUUAAGAUCUAUUUGUUCUAGAGAAGGUGCUCCUAAGGAGGAUGCUGAGAACCAGGUGAAAGAAGCCAAUUCCAAACCAGCUGGGACUUGA
Messenger RNA from Chaetura pelagica (chimney swift), 1944 nucleotides. RefSeq names its product disintegrin and metalloproteinase domain-containing protein 9-like. Lineage: Eukaryota; Metazoa; Chordata; Aves; Apodiformes; Apodidae. The coding region runs from base 1 to 1944 and encodes 647 amino acids. The record is from RefSeq and is a predicted model, not a curated record. Gene Ontology annotation, molecular function: metalloendopeptidase activity. Gene Ontology annotation, biological process: male gonad development; proteolysis. The transcript has a single exon. Gene Ontology annotation, cellular component: sperm head plasma membrane; external side of plasma membrane; plasma membrane.